CCACCGGAGGCUGGAGGCUGCCUGCCGAGCCGGAGCAUCCUUGUUUUGUUCCCCACCGACCCAGCAUCAUCAGCGGACACAAAGGGGGAGCGCACCUCCACAGCGUCGCCUUGAGUGUUUGGUGCAGACAUGGGAUGCGUGUGGGGAGGGGUCGGUGUUGUGUCGCUGAGUUAGCUGCCUGGGGGGGUUCUUUUCUUUUAAUCCAACACUAGAUUCAACACUAUGGCUAAGCAGUACGAUGUGCUCUUCCGACUCCUGCUUCUCGGAGAUUCAGGGGUUGGGAAAACAUGUUUGUUAUGCAGAUUCACCGACAACGAAUUCCACCCGUCUCAUAUCUCCACUAUUGGAGUCGACUUCAAAAUGAAGACACUAGUAAUAGAUGGUAUCAAAGUCAGGAUACAAAUAUGGGACACUGCAGGCCAGGAGAGAUACCAGACCAUCACUAAGCAGUACUACAGACGGGCACAGGGAAUCUUCCUGGUGUAUGACAUUACAAGCGAGCGAUCCUUCCAGCACAUCAUGAAGUGGGCCAGUGACGUGGAUGAGUACGCCCCCGAGAAAGUCCAAAAGAUCCUCGUAGGGAACAAGUCAGACGAUGUGGACAAGAGGCAGGUGGCCACCGAGCAAGGCAGCAAGCUGGCCAAAGCUUACGGAAUGGACUUCUUUGAAACAAGUGCCUUCACCAACCACAAUAUCACAGAGACUUUCACAAGAUUGGCUGAACAGGUCCUGGCAGCCAAUAAAAAAGACCUGGACCUUCUCCGGAUGUCCAUUAAUGAUGAGCUCAACCUUGCUGCUCUGGAGGAAGAGGAAGGACUCUGCGACAGCGCGGCUGGCGACCAAAACAAAGGCUGCUGGUGUUAAAGAAAUGACAUAAACCUUAGUUGAAUAUCUGCCAGUACCAGACACUUCGCACAUUAUGGAAAAUGUGUCCCGAUUCCUUUUGAGUUGAAAGACGAACAUAAAACUACACUUUAAACUCAGCGAUGUUUGUGGAACGAUGCCAAAAAUGCAAAUGGGAACAGUUUUCGAGGACAACAUUUUUGGAUAAAGUGCCAAGUGUGUGGUAAAUGAACCAACCGAAAGUCCAAAUGUCAAGGUUUCCUGCAGAGGGACAAAAUGUUCACUGUCUAAAACACAAAGUUUCCUGCUCAGUUCUGUGUUUCUUUCAUGUAACCAGAUGUUGUAUUUCCAUUAUCAGUCGGUAAUUUGCAUAAUUUGGAUGAAGAUAA
This is a messenger RNA of Sphaeramia orbicularis (orbiculate cardinalfish), 1232 nucleotides long. RefSeq names its product RAB15, member RAS oncogene family (gene rab15). The record is from RefSeq and is a predicted model, not a curated record. Bases 223 to 864 code for a protein of 213 amino acids. Gene Ontology annotation, molecular function: GTP binding; GTPase activity. Lineage: Eukaryota; Metazoa; Chordata; Actinopteri; Kurtiformes; Apogonidae. The transcript is spliced from 7 exons. Gene Ontology annotation, biological process: Rab protein signal transduction.